This is a messenger RNA of Oppiella nova, 1426 nucleotides long. The record is from the annotation of a GenBank genome assembly. NCBI's taxonomy places the organism in Eukaryota, Metazoa, Arthropoda, Arachnida, Sarcoptiformes, Oppiidae.
UAUGCCAUAUAUACAGCAAAUUCUGCACAACUAUUCUUAGCCUAAGUUGUAUUGAUUGAUAGACACUAGCAUUGGGUGACUGCGAGUCAGUGCUCACCACUCAAUACAGAGUCACUUCUUGGAGGCAGUUAUGGCACGAUAGACAACACAAAGAGCAGCCCAUUGUGUGACCAGUCCUCUGGAAUCACUGCAAUCAUGCAGAUCUGGACUCUUCACAGCCAGCUCUUGGUUGCCAUUCAAUACAAUGACAGCUCGACUGUGGAGUCCCUUCUGAAAAGGGGAGUCGACUCCGACACCAGGAUACAUGAUUAUGGUACUCAUCACACGCCAGCCCUGUGUCUGUGCGCCCAAAGAGGUCACCUGGAUUUGGUCCGACUUCUGCUGAGCCAUGGGUGCAGUAUAAACCAAGUGGACACUCAGGGCUUGUCUGCCCUCCACUUCGCCUGCAAUCACCUGUUUGUCGAAAUCGCCAAACUAUUGAUCGGAAACAGGGCGCAGCUUAAUAUGGCCUCUAAUUAUGGACACAUUCCUCUUCAUUUGGCAGCACAACAGCCCUCACUCGAAUUGGUUCGUCUUUUAGUGGAAUCCGGAAGUGAUUUAGAGAAGAAAGAUUUGGACGGAAGAACUCCUUUGGUUUUAGCUGUUGUUAGCAAUCAGUUUGAAAUCGUCGAGUAUUUGGUACUCCAGGGCUCGGAUGUGAACACUCAAGACAACUGCGGAAACACACCAUUACUUCACGCCAUCAACAGUGGUCUCACUAUAAACUCGGAUAUAGUGAAGAUUCUUCUGCAGGCGGGCGCCAAUCCAAACAAUCCCAACAACUAUGGUCUCAAUCCUCUCAUUACCACAAUUAGAAGAUGUAGUGAACACACCCUCGAUGGUCAGGACACCGUCCGUCAUCUCAUUGAUCACAACUGCAAUCUGAAUGUCUAUGAAUACGACUCGAUUGUCUGCGGCGAGAAUGCCCUACACUUAGCCAUAACCCGCAAUCAGGACAGCAUCACCGAAAUGCUGGUCCGCGCCGGCGCUGAUGUCAACGCUCCCAAUCUCAUGGGUUUGAGUCCAAUAUCGCGAUUAGCAAAGGAGGGAAAGACAGAUCUCAUGAAAAUGAUGAUCGCCAGCGGCGCCGACACUAAUCUCAAUACAAACGCCUCACUCAACGAUGCCAUUGCUGUCAAUAACUUCAGAGAUCACGAGAUGAAUCAUUUGAUUAAAGAUCAAAACAACUGCUUUCCUCGACUCAAACACUUGUGUAGAGUUAGGCUCAGGAAUUGGUUGGAGAGACGGGCCGACACUGUCGUCAAACAGAUCCAAAUCCCGACUUCUAUACGACAGUACCUCUUAUUAAUGGAUAUAUGAAUUCAAUGUGUCAUAGAUUGCAAUAAUUCUAAUCAUUUUUGCCUAAAUGUUUGUCACAUACUAUUGU